Lotus japonicus is the source of this 749-nucleotide messenger RNA. RefSeq lists its product as uncharacterized. The transcript has 3 exons. Bases 181 to 534 code for a protein of 117 amino acids. The record is from RefSeq and is a predicted model, not a curated record. NCBI's taxonomy places the organism in Eukaryota, Viridiplantae, Streptophyta, Magnoliopsida, Fabales, Fabaceae.
UAAAAUUAGAGACCCAAGUUCCGUUUUCAUCUUGGUUCACGCAUUCUCCUAUUGCCUUUUGCUUCGCCUGGCCUACGCUGAUGGUUCCAAUUUCAAACACAGCGAAGCAAUGAUCAUAUAACACACUUGAUUCAGAGAAAACUGCAACGUCGUUAAGGUUUGAGAGUUUAGCACAAGAAGAUGUCGCUGCGAAUAAAGGCAGUGGUGGAUAAGUUUGUGGAGGAGUUGAAGGAAGCAUUGGAUGCUGAUAUUCAGGAUAGGAUCAUGAAAGACAGAGAGAUGCAGAGUUACAUCCAAGAACGUGAGCGUGAGGUUGCGGAGCGUGAAGCUGCUUGGAAGGCCGAUCUUUCUCGUCGUGAGGCAGAGAUUGCUCGUCAAGAAGCAAGACUGAAGAUGGAAAGAGACAAUCUUGAGAAAGAGAAAAGUGUGUUAAUGGGAACUGCAUCAAAUCAAGAUAACCAAGAUGGAGCUCUUGAAAUUACAGUGAGUGGUGAAAAGUACCGUUGCCUCAGAUUUACCAAGGCAAAAAAAUAACAACAAAGAAAACAUCCCAAGCAAAACAAGGCUAAUCCUGCUGAGGACUCAUGCAAUUCUAAGCUCAAUUAGUAUACCUCUUGGAACGUUUAUUGAAACUUAACUGUUUAUUAUGAUGUCAGAUUCAAAUUUAGUGUUGUUACUCGAUCGAUCAAUUCUUUGUAUAAAUUUGUUUGUGUUGAUUUGUUUAGCUGAAAAUAUGUUUUUGGGAAUUA